AUGAACAUACAUUUGGUGCUGCUUUCUUCGUACCUUGGGAAUUGGGAAUACUAUCUGGAGACCCUAGCUGCAGAACUCCAAACGAUUCAAGGUUGCGUGCUCGUUUUCGAUAUUGGCCAAAGCACCAGCGAACAAUUUACGUCUGAAGAGCUCCAAGACCUUCUUCGUCUCCAGAACAAAGUGCUCUUUCGAUCAACGGCGACUCUGCGAUCGACGGUCAGAGUUGUGAAGUUACUGGAAGACAUAAAUGGGAAACUUGUUGGCGGCACUCCAGAAUUCCUAGAGAGAACCGAAAGGACGCAGAGAAGUCUCCGGUCAUACUUGGAUGAGUUGGAAGGCCAUUUGAGCGCCUCCGAAGCAUUGGCAAAAAGGAUCCAGGCGACCAUCGGACUGCUUGUCAGCCUCCUAGACCUACGAAACCAAGCUAUGGCCGAUAAAACGAAUUCCCACAUGCUCCAACUCACGCGUGAGGGUGUUGAUGACAAUGCUACUGUACGAGUAAUCACUGUCUUCACACUCAUCUAUCUUCCUGCAACCUUUAUUGCGGUAUUUGAAUCCUCGCCCCUUUGCGGAGACGCUCUUGCUGAGACUUAG
This is a messenger RNA of Aplosporella prunicola CBS 121167, 594 nucleotides long. RefSeq lists its product as uncharacterized. The coding region runs from base 1 to 594 and encodes 197 amino acids. The transcript is spliced from 3 exons. The record is from RefSeq and is a predicted model, not a curated record. NCBI's taxonomy places the organism in Eukaryota, Fungi, Ascomycota, Dothideomycetes, Botryosphaeriales, Aplosporellaceae.